AUGGCGGGAAGAUACUUCCCCUUAACCGAAGCGAAAGAUGCCGCGGGGCCUGAACUAGAGGGGUUUCUCUCGGAUGGCGACAAGCCAAUAAUGUACCCUCGCGGCGGCUCAUCUAGAAUGAACUUGCGCGACAAGUUUGCUACCUCCUUGUUCGUUGCCAGUUGCAUCUUUUUGGGUCUUUCUGUGUGGAUUCAUUUGCAUCCCAAGCCACCAACAGACCGACAAUGCGUGAAGCAACUCAAUGUUCCAUCACCAGUUCACGAUGUCUUGGAGUACGAGGAAGUCCAAUUCGACAACGCUUUCUGGAAGCCAAGCCCAUACAAGGGUAAGCCGACACCUGAACUGGAGGCGAAAUGGAAAGAGUUGUGGUAUUAUGGCUCUUUCGACUUGCCAGACUCAUACUUGUCCUCCAUGAAUAAGUCCUCUGGUGGCGUUGGGGGAGAUCCCUGGGCCCGUACCGAGUCUGGAAAUCUCCUGGCGGGGCUUGAAGUUUUUCACAACCUUCACUGCCUCAAUCUUGUGAGACAAUAUGCACACAAAGACGAGUACGACUACAGCAACGAUCCAGCGUUUCACGGAAGUCCCGAGCUUGUCCUAGCGCAUGUUGAUCACUGCAUUGAGGCGUUGAGAAUCCGAUUGCAGUGCGCCGCCGACGUUACACCAUUUUUGCACACGAAGGGCGCCAAAGGCACGCAGCCGGAUUUUGACUCACAACAUAGAUGCCCCAAAUACGAUCGUAUUGUGGGAUGGGCCAAGGAGCGGCAGAUCAUGGUCGAGAAGUCGGACUCGAAGGGAGGGCAUGGGCAUCAUAGAUGA
Messenger RNA from Colletotrichum gloeosporioides, 816 nucleotides. RefSeq lists its product as uncharacterized. Bases 1 to 816 code for a protein of 271 amino acids. The record is from RefSeq and is a predicted model, not a curated record. Gene Ontology annotation, biological process: mycotoxin biosynthetic process. Lineage: Eukaryota; Fungi; Ascomycota; Sordariomycetes; Glomerellales; Glomerellaceae. The transcript has 5 exons.